AUGCUUAAUCUGAGCUGCAAAUUCGAGGAUCCUUCAUCCCAAUUGCAACAGAUCGAACAUAAGAUAUCUGGAUGGCGACCUUCCUACCUUCGGCGACGGGUGUUGAUCGUGUUCGUGGUCGUAUUCUGUGGAGUCAUAGCUGCCCUUGAAGUACUUAACUAUGUCUCUCAAGCUCCUGAUGACAUUAUCUCUUCUGUCAAAAGCCGCCAUUACCUCUGGACUUACGGACCCACUGCCGUAUUCACUGUUAUCGCUACCUUCUGGUCGCGUGUUGAAUUUCAAGUGAAGCAAAGAGCGCCAUGGAAAUCGAUGGCUGCGAAUCCCGGCCAUGCCAGGGAAUCCAUGCUCUUGGACUAUAUAUCCGAAUUCCAGCUGGCAUCGAUCGUCAAAGCCAUAAGAAACAAGCACUUUGAUGUGGCUGCUGGAGUUGCCUGCUCUAUGAUUCUGCGUCUCUUGAUCAUUUUCUCGACCGGCCUGUUUUCAUUGCAAACGGUGCAAGUGCAUCGAUCAUCGGACCCAGUUCACUCAGUCAUCGGACAGGCUGUUAUCAAUGAAAAUCGAAUUGCCAUGACACAGCUAUCCCUCCGUGUGAUGGAGGUCUGCCUGAUACUAGGGAUCUUGCUAGCGGUUUUCAUGAUCUUUCUGGGGCCACACAUGACUAUCGCACCUUGGAACCCAACUUCCAUCUCAUCUGUUGCCGCAAUCAUGGCAAAAAGCGACGAAAUUUGUCGAUCCCUUCGCGGGACCAGUGUGGCUCCAUCAGAUGCGCUUCACGAUAGUCUGAAAGAGCGGCGCUACUAUUCCCAAGUUGCGCCCAAGGGCUUCUUGAUCAAAACAGAAGGAAAUAAUCACAUAACCCUCGACGACCAAGAAACCCAAAUUCCGGCAUGGGCACCAUUUCCUGAUCUUAUUGCUCGCGUUGUAAUCUUCAUUGCAAUCGCAUUGCUUAUUGCGGCCUUGGAGAUUGCAUUGCAUAUCUCGCAAAAGAACGAUGGACUGGGGAAAGUCUCCAAUGCAUAUCACCAUUACCUGUGGACGAUAAUUCCCUCGCUAGUCAUGAUUAGCAUUGGUCUUUUGCUCGGGAGGAUGGACUUCAACACCCGGAGCCUAGCACCCUACGCACAGUUGCAACGGCCUGCCGGCGCGCUAUUUGAGGAAUCCAUGACGGUGAACUAUCUAGAUUCACUCGUUAUCACCAGCAUCAUCCGUUCAAUCCGUACAAGACACUUUGCUGUUCUAGCUACUGCAUUGGCUACCUUGAUCACCUCGUUCCUAGUCAUCGUUGCAAGCGGUUUAUACUCUGCAAUCGAGGUUCCCCACCAAAUCAGUAUGAAUUUCACACAAGAGACCACUUUUUACAGAGGUAAUUCAGCAGACGCUGAUCAAAGUCCCAGCAUGGUUGUUGCCAAACACGUCUUUCACAAAAUUCAGAAUUUCCCCCGCUGGACCUACGAAGAGCUUGCUUUCCCUGAGCUUUUCGUGGAUACGCCAUUGUCCAGCAAUGAGACAGAGGGUUUAUUCAUAGACAUUCGGAUGCCUGCCUUAAGAGCCACUCCCGCCUGUUAUUUUCAAACAGGCCGCCAACUGCAGUGGAAUUUCACGAAGGUCAACUAUGGCAACGAGUCAAUCUACCAACUCAGCGUCCUUGCGCCUAGCAUGCCCUGUUCUCUGGCAGAUGAGGACAUGGGAUCAACUUCCUUGGCUCCUUCACUGGCCGUUCUCAACUCCCAUGGUCUUUUCGGGCAAUCAAGCAUGCUUUCAUGCGGCAGCCACAGUUCCAAACCCGCAACCUUGUAUAUCUGGGGAAAUAUCCAAAACGACUCCAUCGGGGACAUAAGUGCGAUGACUUGUAUUGAAGCCGUCGAAACAGUCGACACUGCGACACGGUUCCUGCUGCCUGGUUUUGACAUCACCGAUGACCAUCCCCCAAUUCCUGACGAGUCAUCUGCGAGAUCAAGCGAAGAUGUUAAUGUCCCGCGGAUCAGUUGGAACAAUUUUAACGUCACGGAUGCUAUAACCGAGAACUCAAACCUGGAUGGGUUCUUCAGAGCACUGGUUAUGGGCAAACAUGCCAUCCCAGCAGAGAAUCUCGUGAACCCAGACUCCAUCGAUAUGGUCAUCAAGGCAAUCAAGCACCAGGAUAGGAUUCUCAAAGCACAGAUAUUUAACAAGUACUCUCGCAGUGCAGCAGACAACGGGAAAGACCAUACCCCUCUGCCAGGGAAUAUCACCGUGCCAAACCGACUGCGCCUGUUGCAAGACGCAGCGUCAACACGUGUUCUUGAAGCGCUUCUCGCUUCUAUCCUCGUGCUGAGUAUCGUCAGUUCCAUGCUCAUGAACACGGAUCACAUCUUGCCAAAGAACCCAUCCAGCAUUGCCGCCGUCGCGAGUCUUCUUGCUGACUCAAAUAUCCUCGCUCAAUACGAGAAGGCUAUGGGUGAUCCGAAUGAACAUUCGCUUGGUCAGGCAUUUUUUUCCCGAUGUCGCUUCUUUCUCGGAUUCCAGGGGGAUUUGUCUGGUCAGAAAGAUCCUUGGCUGUUGUCAGAAGAUCAGGGUUGUGAGAAGUACUGUGUGUACUUCUCGGAGUGGGAUGGUAAGAUGAUGCUGGGUAACGGGUCGAUGUGGUUGAGGAAGGAAUCCCGGGCAAAAGAAACAAGAAUUGAAGAACAGUCGGUAUGA
Messenger RNA from Penicillium robsamsonii, 2679 nucleotides. RefSeq names its product DUF3433 domain-containing protein. NCBI's taxonomy places the organism in Eukaryota, Fungi, Ascomycota, Eurotiomycetes, Eurotiales, Aspergillaceae. The record is from RefSeq and is a predicted model, not a curated record. The coding region runs from base 1 to 2679 and encodes 892 amino acids. The transcript has a single exon.